AUUGGCUAUGGCAACACUACUGGCAAUUAAUUCAACCAGGCCUUGUCGUUGCUUCCACUUCCUUCUUUUUGGCGUGGCUUCGGUAGAGAACGGUAGUGCUUUGCGUUGCCGGCUGAGUUCGCGUCGAAAGUCUUUACUUUGGAAUUAGUGUAAUAGUAAUUUGUUUUGUGUUUAUAACAUAAUAACGUUGCGAUCAAUAUGAGGCCGCAACAGAACGGAGGAGAUGAUGGCUUUGAUGAGCCCGAGGUGCACCGUAAAAUAUUCAUCGGUGGAUUGAACUAUAGAACCACUGAUGAGUCACUCAAGUCUCAUUUUGAAAAAUGGGGUGAAAUAGUUGAUGUCGUCGUUAUGAAAGAUCCGAAAACGAAGAGGUCGCGUGGGUUUGGUUUUAUCACCUAUUCCAAAGCACACAUGGUUGACGAUGCGCAAAACAACAGACCGCAUCGUAUUGAUGCCCGUGUUGUGGAAACCAAGCGUGCUGUAGCUCGACAAGAUAUAAAAAACCCUGAGGCUGGUGCCACCGUGAAGAAAUUGUUUAUUGGUGGUAUUAAAGAUGAUCAUGAUGAGGAACAACUUAGGGAGUACUUUUCCAGCUAUGGAAAUGUCCAGAAUGUCAGCAUUGUAACUGACAAGAGUACAGGAAAGAAGCGUGGCUUUGGAUUUGUGGAAUUUGAUGAUUAUGAUCCCGUUGAUAAAGUCUGCUUGAAUGGCCCACACAAAAUAAAUGGUAAACAAUUGGAUGUCAAGAAAGCUCUGCCAAAAGAUGGUGCUGACCAACGCGGGGGUGGUAGACAGGGUCCAGGAGGUCGUAAUGAUAACUGGGGCAAUGGAGGAGGCUAUGGUGGUGGCAACCAAGGAGGAUGGAACAAUUCCAAUCCUUGGGAUAACAACCAAGGAGGUGGUUGGGGUGGCAACCAGGGUGGUGGCGGUGGCGGCGGUUACGGAGGCGGUGGUAAUGGCCGCGGGGGUUGGGGGAACCAAGACUUUGGCAACUACAGCCAACAGACAUACAGUGGUGGACCCACUAGGAACCAACAAUAUGGUGGCAACAACCGCGCCGCUCCCUACAACAUGAACCAGGGUGGCGGCGGCGGCGGUGGUGGCUAUGGCAGCGGCGGCGGCGGUAACUAUGGAGGAGGCCAGGGUCGAGGAGGUCGUUUCUAAGCUAUGUUUCGUGCUAAGUACACUAGUAAAGCAGUGUUUACCGCUAGUGUAGGCAGUACGCUCCGGAGCACUAGAUACACACCUCAUGGUCCACCCGCGAGACCACCUAGGAGAAGGCGUCAGGAAAACCUAUAGAAUUAUAGCUGAAGCUCUUGACUCUUAAAUCUGUUAGAAGAAUAUUUAGUAACUUUUUAUAUGUGUACUGAAUUGUAAGAUGGUCUUCUAUUUAUUGUAGUACCUAGGUACUUAUCGUGACAUACUUUUAAGGAUAUAUAGUAAUGUAAAAAUGAGAAUUAUUUUACGUUUUUUUUACGAAAUAAGUACAACUUAGGAUAUUUCUGUAAGAAUCCCUCAUGUAGACGCUAGGUGAAUGAGAUCAGUAGUUGACAUAGUUUAUGAAGUGAAUCAUGAUUAUUUUUAAUUUCCUGACCUUACUCAGUAUUAAGUUCUCAAAUAGCUGUUAUUUGAUUAUCAGGCUUAGAAUUAUGGACUUUUAGGCUAAUAUAAUGUAAAAAUAAACUUUAAUACAAAAUAGUAGGGUUGUUUCUUUAGAUCUGUAUAUAAUCCUCUUUUAUUUAUUUUUUAUUUUUUUGUCAGCUCUCACUAUUUGUGGGAAAUACUAUAAAGUAAGAUGUCUUACUUUAAAUAAUUCAGCUGACUUAAUUAUAAAUAAUUGAAUUUUUUAUUUCGAUGAAUUAAUAAACAAUUUGUCUUGAUAGUUAUUACAUGUGUAUACGUUGUUCCUUACCUAUUUAUUUCGACCCUAGAUUUUUGUUGAUAGUUGUGGUCAAUGUAGUAACAUCUUUUUGACUAAAAGAAUUUAAAUUUGUACUGAUUGUUUUGAAGAAAGGUUUUCUUCAAAAAUAUGUAACCAGUUUGGCGACGACUGUGUUACCGUUAUUAUUAUGUAGCGGUAACAGAAGUAGAUUGCAGUGAACAGUUACUGAACGCGCAUAGAUGGCUCGCAAGUUGUCGUUAUUUCGUUACAAGAUAAGGAUUUUUAUACGCAAGAAAGUACGUAAUCUUAGGUAAGGUAUUUAGAAAGGUAUGUAGUAAUUACAGGUGUCAGUUUUCAGUAUUAUUUUAUGUAUAGGUAGGAAUGUCUUAUUUAUUAUACUUAUUAGUGAUGAUAUACAUUGCAGUACUUAUCUGCGCUACAUGUAUAAAGUUCUUUCAUUGUAAAUUCAACUAAAUAAUUGCCAUCGAUUAUCAAUAACUUAGUUAAAGUUUAAUCACUGAUGCCGAAAGGUAUAUUAUACAAGCAUUAAUUACCUAUAAGAUAACUCCUGAACAUGGUAACAUUCAACAAAUAACAUGAACACAAGUCAAUAAUUCUUAAUCCAACAGGCACGCGGUCUUAUUGAAGUAUCUUCUUGUGACCUAGAGAGUGAUCUAGAAUGACAAUCUAGUCUUGUUCAAGGGGAGUUGAAUUAUUUCGGUACCCACCUAGUACAUGUUUGGUUUGGGGCUGAGUUUCUUUAUAAUAAAUUUAUAAUUUUGUCCUGCAGCCUAAAUAGUCUAAAACACGCAGAAAAUGUAUUUCAAUAAUCUUCCGAGUGAAAUUGGGUGGGAUUAAAACGAAUUUCAUUUAUACUCUGCCUCUAAUUACUAACGAAAUGUAGGUGCCUAACAUGCACAAAUAGGUAAUACAGAUAAGUUCUAGCUACCUUACCUAAAAGUUGGAAAAUAGUUUGAAGAGCUCAAAAGAAUUGCAACGUAUAUUUUCAUCAAUCUGAAUCUUCAUGUCUGCUGCCUGUUUCUAGAUUUGUUUUUAUUUAUUUUUGUUUUUUUCCCAUUACGAAAAUGAAUUGUGUAGGGUAUACCUUAUUUAAUUUUCAUUUCUAAUCUUUUAAUUUUAUUUUCAUGAUGAACUUCGGGGGCAACUGGGUCUAAACAAUCUGCGAAGUUCUUUUCUUCUCAGGUAAGUUUUGUUUUUAGUUAGCAAUUUUAUUUUCAUUUACAGUUGUGCAUUAUAAGACAUAUAGAAAAAUAAAGCUUUUUUUAAAAUUACCAUGUGUUUA
This is a messenger RNA of Spodoptera exigua (beet armyworm), 3185 nucleotides long. NCBI's taxonomy places the organism in Eukaryota, Metazoa, Arthropoda, Insecta, Lepidoptera, Noctuidae. The record is from the annotation of a GenBank genome assembly.